AUGGUGACCACCAAUGGGCGGCCUAUUCAAGGUACAGGAAAGUAUCUUGACUUGGAUAAGGACAUUUUUGACACCACGGAACUCGAAGAGCUGGAGGAAAAACUGGAAGAGUUGCCCUACUAUAAUGGAAAAGCUGUGAUGCACGAUUUUCACAGAAUUGUCAAGAAGCUCAAUAUUUUUAAGGUGCACAAUAAGGUUGACUACAAGCUACCAACCACUGAUCCACGAGAAAGCGAUCAGUACUUCUCUGAGCAGGAUCUGCUUUCCUAUUUCGUCAAGAAUGGCAUCCCCAGAGCUGAAAGUUUGGAAGAAGGCGACCUGGCCAAGCUUGAAGAGGCGGUGAAAUUUGCCAAUGUGGAUCGUCUCCACUUGCCUUUUGCCAGAUCACAAUCAUGGGGAAUUUCCAACAAGAUUUUGACAAAGGAGGAAGUACAGCCUGUACUCGCUCGGUUGGGCUUUGAAAGGGACCCCCGUGCGAAAAAUCGAUUUUUCCAGCCAGGAGGCAUGAAGAAGGGAUUGAAGUCGAUGACUCUGGGAGAGCUUCGUGUGUUUGUUCGAGAGAAUGGCAUCUGGAGUGCUGACGGCGGACGCUCCCGAGUGCAGCACACUGAAAAGAGAGGUUUGCGUUACAACUCUGGGGGGGCAACGUCAGAGACGAAGCUGCCAAAGUAUACAAAGAAAUUCUAG
Molecule: messenger RNA, 687 nt
Organism: Seminavis robusta
Lineage: Eukaryota; Bacillariophyta; Bacillariophyceae; Naviculales; Naviculaceae
Source: the annotation of a GenBank genome assembly